Molecule: messenger RNA, 894 nt
Organism: Nycticebus coucang (slow loris)
Lineage: Eukaryota; Metazoa; Chordata; Mammalia; Primates; Lorisidae
Gene: ATP6V1E2
Product: ATPase H+ transporting V1 subunit E2
Exons: 2
Coding region: 141-821 (226 amino acids)
Biological process (GO): proton transmembrane transport
Cellular component (GO): proton-transporting two-sector ATPase complex, catalytic domain
Molecular function (GO): proton-transporting ATPase activity, rotational mechanism
Source: RefSeq, a predicted model, not a curated record
GCAGCGCGGAGGUCAGUGGACCAUCUCCCCUAGGUUGCAGCUGAGGGAGUGGAACUCUGAAGGCACGCCUAAAACUCCACCCUAAACCAAACGUUCCAGAGAGUCUAGCUCUCCCACCACCUCCCUUUCUGAGAGCAGCCAUGUCCCUGAGUGAUGUUGAUGUGCAGAAGCAGAUUAAGCACAUGAUGGCUUUCAUUGAGCAGGAAGCCAAUGAAAAAGCAGAGGAAAUAGAUGCCAAAGCUGAGGAAGAAUUUAACAUUGAGAAAGGACGCCUUGUGCAAACCCAGCGACUGAAGAUUAUGGAAUAUUAUGAGAAGAAGGAGAAGCAGAUAGAGCAGCAGAAGAAAAUCCAGAUGUCCACCAUGAGGAAUCAGGCAAGGCUGCAAGUCCUGAGAGCCCGAAAUGAUCUCAUCUCAAAAUUGCUCAAAGAAGCAAAGCUGAGGCUCAGCAAGAUUGUGGAGGACCCAGACAUCUACCAGGGGCUGCUGGAUAAACUCGUGCUCCAGGCUCUGCUCCGACUGCUGGAGCCUGUGAUGAUCGUGCGCUGCAGGCCACAGGACCUCCUCCUGGUAGAGGCUGCAGUGCAAAGAGCCAUCCCUGAAUACAUGAUGGUUUCUCAAAGACUGGUGGAGAUCCAUAUUGAUCAAGAAGCACACCUGCCUGUGAACACAGCUGGUGGUGUGGAGGUCUACAGUAGCAAUCAGAAAAUAAAGGUUUCCAAUACUCUGGAAAGUCGACUAGAUCUCUUAGCCCAGCAAAAGAUGCCAGAAAUACGAACAGCCUUGUUUGGAGCUAAUGCCAACAGAAAGUUUUUUAUAUAAGCCUCUAGAAUGUGAAGCUCAUGUUGAACAGAUAAGCCAUAAAAGUCUAAGUUAUUUGGGCAAAGGAAAUUAU